Messenger RNA from Aedes aegypti (yellow fever mosquito), 3981 nucleotides. It is a transcript of the gene msi, whose product is annotated as RNA-binding protein Musashi homolog 2. Gene Ontology annotation, cellular component: cytoplasm. Lineage: Eukaryota; Metazoa; Arthropoda; Insecta; Diptera; Culicidae. Gene Ontology annotation, molecular function: RNA binding. The transcript is spliced from 8 exons. The record is from RefSeq and is a predicted model, not a curated record. The coding region runs from base 1045 to 2682 and encodes 545 amino acids.
GCUGAGCGUCGAUGUCGAUUUCUACUCGUGUGUUCGGUUUGGCUGUUCCGUCUCGCUUGACUCUAGAUCAGAACGUCGCGUCCAGUCGAGAAGAGCGAAUGUGUUUUUUCCGUUGUUUGUCAUCGCCGCCGUUAAUCGUCUUCGUCUUCAUCCGCCGCCGUUUUUUCCCAACAUAAUCUAGAAAAAAGUGCAUUCUGUGUCCUCCCCAGGCUGAGGAAGUGUAGCGAAAGGUGUUCAAAGUAGUGGCUCGAAGGAGCCUAUUUUAGUUUCCUUUCCCUCACUUGGUUGUGCAGUUUUGUUUGCGGAGAUCUAGAAGCAAGACGCGUCCGUCGUCGAGAUCGCAGGAAGCCUUGAAAGUGCCGAAGAAAAAGCCAAGAGGAAGAAAAUUUUGUUCUCCGUGUCGAAGGAGUUCCUUGGUUCUGUGAUUUUACGUUACGUUUUUGGUUUUAUACUGGUGCAUGGACAUUCUCAGUUUUAAGGAUACCUACAAAAGAUUAUUCGCGUUCAUUUUGUGAUCAAGGUAAUUGGGAUUUCCACAGCCCGAGAGAGAUACGUAUAAAGCAGGCUCUAAUUUUCUGUGUUGUGUUGCCUGGAAGCAGCGGAAACAGAAACAAAACGAAACUACCAAACAAAAGUCGUUCUCUGAAGAAACCUGAAGAGCAGGAAAACGGAAAAGAAUAAUCGAUUACAAAACAACAUUUGCGGAUUGGAUCGCUCUCGUGGAAGAUAAUCUCGCUGGAAUUGCAAACCGAAACGGCAGAACCUUACUAGCGCGAGUAUACGCAACACAUACCUAGAUCGUACCAACAGUUCGUUCCCUAGUGUAUUUUGGUAGUGAGUUUGAAAACUGCAAGUAGUGUGGAAUCCAAAACAAAGCAUACUGUAGUGUGGAAAUCUGGUAUCCAGUAUUUAUACAUAUAGAAAAAGGCAAAAGGAUUUGUUUAGCGCAUCCCCAGUAGUAAAAAAAAACAAGAAAGCAUCAACAAAAUUAGAAAAACCGAAAACAAAAACAAACACCUUCACACAGUAGAAAAAUAGGAAAAAAUGCUGUUUGAAAAUCCUGUGGCGGCUGCAAAAAUGUUCCCAUACAGUGUGCCUCCGCCGAUUCAAGGUGCAGCUGCGGUCCCGGUGCAAAAUUUAAGAUUGCAUGGAACUACUUUUAGUGCCGGAACCUUGGACACAACCGGAUUGCUUGAGCAUGACCUACACAGCGCUUUGGUGCCAAUCAAAACAGCAAACCUUCUCACACCACAGGCCGCCGCCGCAGCCGUCGUUGCCCAGCAGAACAGAGAUCAACAACAACAACAGCAGCAGCAACAGUUACAACAACAACAGCAACUCCAGCAGCAACAGCAACAACAACAGCAGCAGCAGGUGCAACAGCAAGAACAGAAACAACUCCAAUCAAAUUGCCAACUAUCGCUUGUCAGUAAUGCUGCCACCAACACCUCCAAAGCUGGUUCCACCAAUGGAAGCUCGUCGGGGCGAUCAACACCAAACAGUAGCAGCGAUCCAGCGCCAGGAAAGCUAUUCGUUGGCGGACUCAGUUGGCAGACGUCGUCAGAGAAGCUCAGUGAGUACUUCGGCAUGUUCGGUAAAGUAACAGAUGUGCUGAUCAUGAAGGAUCCCAUCACUCAGCGGAGUCGGGGAUUUGGAUUCAUCACAUUCCAGGAACCAAAUAGCGUAGACAAAGUUCUCAAAGUGCCAAUCCACACUUUGGAUGGAAAGAAAAUCGAUCCCAAGCACGCCACGCCGAAAAACCGCCCGAAAACUCAAUCGAACAAAACGAAGAAGAUUUUCGUGGGAGGCGUCUCGCAGGAUACAUCGGCCGAAGAGGUCAGACAGUAUUUCAGCCAGUUCGGCAAGGUCGACGAAACGGUCAUGCUGAUGGAUCAGCAGACGAAACGUCAUCGCGGUUUCGGGUUCGUGACGUUCGAGAACGAGGACGUGGUGGAUCGGGUGUGCGAGAUCCACUUCCACACGAUCAAGAACAAAAAGGUCGAAUGCAAGAAGGCUCAACCGAAGGAAGCCGUAACGCCCACUGCCCAGCAGCUGCUGCAGAAGCGAAUCAUUUUGGGAAACCUGGGACUGCCAAUUGCGACACCAACCGCAGCACGUUUGGUUGGGGCCGCCCAGGCCGCUGCUCAAGCCUCGCCGCUGGUCAGCCAGCUGGCCAACCCACUGAUGGUACAGGCACAGGCGCAAGCCGCUCAAGCAGCCGCCGCUGCCGCUGCAAUGCAGGUGCAGAACGGCUUCGGCAAGAUGUUCACCACAUAUCCUCCCACGUUGCAUAGUUUCAGAUAUUCGCCAUAUCCAAUGCCCUCAGCUGCCGCCGCCCACGCAGCAAACGCAGCCGCCGCAAAUGCAUCUAAUCAUCAGCUGACCACCGCCGCCGUGAACGCCCAGGCUGCCGCCGCGGCCGCUGCAAGCCAACAGCACCAGCAUCAGCAUGCCACCCAGAUGACGGGUCACAGUGCUCAGCCGGCAACGCCAGCCCAGCAGCAACCAGCCAACCCUGCAGCAACCCACCAGCUCAUGCCAGCCCACCAGCUUGCCGCCGCGACCGCUGGCAAUCCCUACCAGGGUUACAGUCUAGCCAAUGUCGAUAUGUCCAGCUUCCAGGGCGUCGAUUGGGGUUCGAUGUACGGCAUGGGAAUAAUUUUCCCCGAAGCGCACUGUUGAAAGCGGAGAGAGCAUAAUUUGGUUGCAGCAGGCAGCAUCAGUAUGAGUACACUAGCAGCAACAUGGCCAGCAUGAGUGUGAUAAAUGGCGCGUAAGUGUGAUAUAACGAUCCCUGCCCGAGUGGCCGAGUGGGGGUGCCAAAAAAGAAGGAGAUUAAUCCCAAAUACACAUCUCGGCUUGCGCUGAGAGGGGUCCCUUAGUGUUUCUUGAAUCGCUACAUGAUGGAUUAGAGGAGGGAUCUCUGCGUCAAGCAUGGGAUUUGCGUUUUAGUUCUUUAGAAAACCUUUUGUGUACAAGACUGCCUUUUUUAGUGUGUAUGUAUGUUCUUUUAAACGUUAUCGAUUUAAGUUGAAGUAGAAUGUAUGUUUUAAGUGAUAUUUUAGUUGGGUAACUUUGAACUUACUUUAAUUACGGUUUAGUUCGAACGAGGCGUAGUUUUAUGUUGUAUCGCUAAUUUGUAGAUCAGUGUAUCUUAUUUUAAUUUGAGCGCGUUUGCGUCCGUCAAACAGUAUUCAUUAGAGUUAAAAUGUUGUCUCGAGCGAUUAUCAGAUUUUUAAUUUGCACGUUUAAUCUUUAAAUUUGGUCGUGUAAACGAAAGACAAGUCGCAAAAGACGAAAAAGACCGAGAGUGUGAUUUCGAGGUGGUACACAUGUGGGUCUAAUGAUGAUUGCUUUGAGUUGUGCUUUACUUAUUGUGUUUUUCAGAUCAUUUGUUACUCGUUUAGGAAAUCAUUAAGAGGCAUAAUGUGUUUUAUUUUUUUUCUAAUCUGUAGAAAAUAUGCGUUAAAAAUUUCAAAAUACUUGUCCUUUGUACUACGAUAUGAUUUGGCCAUUGUUUGUAAGCGAAAUCCAUUGAUAUAAUUGAAUGGAAACAUUUAACUAAUUUUUAUGUUUUAUUUUUUAUGUAAUGCGUAGAACCAUUAUUAUUCCACGUUACACAGAAAAAAACGAAAACCAAGAGAACUUGCCUGACGGCGUAAUUUCAGCUGUGUAUCUUUUUAAUCAUCAAAUUUUAAAUCGAAGUCACACAAACAUGAGCAUCUACGCUUCUCAAGAAAUAUGGCUAUUCUAGAGCGAAAAUUACUAUAUUAUGUAAUUCUUACAAAUCUGAAAAACCACAGAUUUUGGAUGUUCCCGAAAUUUAAUUUAGCAGUUCUUUUGAGAAAAUGAUGGUUGAAUUCUUGACGCCAUCUAUGUCUAGACUAACACGUGAAAAGGGUGGACCAAUUUUUGGGAACCGAAGCUUCUCUCUUCUACCGUUUUGAUUCAUAUUACGGACACUUAAGGCCUCAGUGAAUU